CCCCUCGGUGUUGUCCAGGUUCUAACCUGCCGCUCAGGUUCCUGGUGGCGGCCCCGCCCCUGUCCGGGGCCCAGCCCUGCCGCGUCCUCCGUGCGCAGGAGCCCGUGUGGACAGACGGGCGGACGGACGCGGGGCGAGGGGACCCGCGAGCAGCAGGGCUGAGCGCUCUGGGCCUGGCCUCGGGCCGCGCUGGGACCUGCCAGCCGCCACUGGCCGCGGAGGACACCAUGAGCCAGUCGGGGUCUCUGAGCUGCUGCCCAGGCGCCGCCAACGGCAGCCUGGGCCGGUCUGACAGCGCCGCCAAGAUGAGUGCCAAGGACCUGUUCGAGCAGAGGAAGAAGUACUCCAACUCCAACGUCAUCAUGCACGAGACUUCGCAGUACCACGUGCAGCACCUGGCCACCUUCAUCAUGGACAAGAGCGAGGCCAUCGUGUCCGUGGAGGACGCCGUGCGGAAGCUGGUGCAGCUGAGCGCCAAGGAGAAGAUCUGGGCGCAGGAGAUGCUGCUGCAGGUCAACGACCAGGCGCUGCGGCUGCUGGACAUGGAGACCCAGGAGGAGCUGGAGAACUUCCCGCUGCCCACCGUGCGGCAUAGCCAGACGGUGCUCAACCAGCUGCGCUACCCGUCUGUGCUGCUGCUCGUGUGCCAGGACUCGGAGCAGAGCAAGCCCGACAUCCACUUCUUCCACUGCGACGAGGUGGAGGCGGAGUUGGUGCACGAGGACAUCGAGAGCGCGCUGGCCGACUGCCGGCUGGGGAAGAAGAUGCGGCCCCAGACCCUCAAGGGCCACCAGGAGAAGAUCCGGCAGCGGCUGUCGGUGCUGCCCCCGCGCCAGGGCCCCGCGCCCGUGCCCUUCCAGCCCUUCGCCCAGAGCUCGCCCCCCAAGAACCGCGUGGGCCCGCCCGUGCCGCCCAGCGAGCCAGGCUACCGCGCCCAGGAGGCUGCGGAUGAGGAGCCCCCGCGAGCCGUGCUGGCCCAGAGGAUAGAGAAGGAGACGCAAAUCCUCAACUGCGCGCUGGACGACAUCGAGUGGUUCGUGGCCCGUCUGCAGAAGGCGGCCGAGGCCUUCAAGCAGCUCAACCAGCGCAAGAAGGGCAAGAGGAAGGGCAAGCGGGGCCCGGCAGAGGGGGUCCUCACGCUGCGGGCGCGGCCGCCCUCCGAGGCCGAGUUCGUGGACUGUUUCCAGAAAACCAAGCUGGCCAUCAACCUGCUGGCCAAGCUGCAGAAGCACAUCCAGAACCCGAGCGCCGCCGAGCUGGUCCACUUCCUCUUCGGGCCGCUGGACCUGAUCGUCAGCACCUGCGGCGGCCCGGACAUCGCGCGCUCCGUGCACAGCCCCCUGCUCUCCCGGGACGCCGUGGGCUUCCUGCGGGGCCACCUGGUCCCCAAGGAGAUGGCGCUGUGGGACUCGCUGGGGGAGGCGUGGACGCGCCCCCGCUCCGAGUGGCCCCGGGAGCCGCAGCAGCUGCUCUACGUGCCCAAGUUCCACAGCGGCUGGGAGCCGCCGCUGGACGUGCUGCGGGAGGCGCCCUGGGAGGUGGAGGGGCCGGCCGCCCCCGGCGCCGAGCCCUCCCCGCCCUCCCCCGGCCGCCGGUCCUUCCGGAACUCCGUGAAGCAGAGCCUGGUGCCCGAGCCCGCGUCCCCCGGGGAUGCGCUCCCCUCCCCGCACGCGCACAGGGGCUACGAAGCCACGCCGGCCAUGGCCAAGUACGUCAAGGUUCUCUACGACUUCACCGCCCGCAACGCCAACGAGCUGUCGGUGCUCAGGGACGAGGUCCUGGAGGUGCUGGAGGACGGGCACCAGUGGUGGAAGCUGCGCAGUCGCAGCGGCCAGGCUGGCUACGUGCCCCGAAACAUCCUGGAUGAGGUCCGGGCAGAGGAGGCCGGUGCCCCCCACGAGGUGAGGGUGAUGGGGGCGGGUCUGAAGUACUGGGGUCCUGCCAGCCCCACCCACAAGCUGCCCUCUAGCUUCACCGGAAACAAAGACGAGCUCAUCCACCACAUGGACGAGGUCAACGACGAGCUGGUCAAGAAGAUCAGCCACAUCAAGGCGCAGCCGCAGCGGCACUUCCGCGUGGAGCGCAGCCAGCCCGUGCACCUGCCGCUCACCUACGAGUCCGGCCCGGACCAGGUGCGCGCCUGGCUGGAAGCCAAGGCCUUCAGCGCCAGGAUUGUGGACAACCUGGGCAUCCUGACGGGGCCCCAGCUCUUCUCGCUCAACAAGGACGAGCUGAAGAAGGUGUGCGGGGAGGAGGGCAUCCGCGUGUACAGCCAGCUCACCGUGCAGAAGGCAGUGCUGGAGGCUGAGGCCGACUCUCCCGCCCCAGAAGCAGCACGGAGGGUCGGAGCUGGAGGAACUCAUGAGCAAGUUCCAUUCCAAGAGGCUGGAGGGGGACAGCUAGGCCCGGCUGGAGACCCGCGCCGGCCCACCGCGUGGAGUAGUGUUUGUAUGCGUGUGCAUUUGUACGGACAUGGGGCAGCUCACCUGGUGGGCAGUUCACCUGCCUCCUGCCCACGGCCCACCUCACCGCCUGCCCACGGCCCACCUCAGCCAAACUUGCCGCCUGGAGGUGCCAGCCCCACCCAGCUCUCCCCACCUCCCCCCACCUCUGGCCACCUCCAUCCACAAGGGGUCCCUGGGCCUCUGCCCCUGUCCCACUUACAUGACUGCCCCCAUCCACUGGUACUCCCUGUAACCGCCCCCCCCGGCUGGCCGUGGGCCCGAGGGCAGCAGCACACCUCAGCCACUCAGCACCCAGCCAUCCAGCGCCCACCCUGUGCUCUGCUCCCCGGUGGCCAGAAGCAGGUGCAGACUGGACUCACCCAAGCACUGGCCUGGUCAUCCCACCCACCCCCACUGCCCACACCCCAAUUGCCCACACACCCCUUGCCUGCACCCCCACUGCCUGCACCCCCCUGCCCAAACCCCCAUUGCCCACACCCCCCUGCCCACACCCCCGCCCAUCCCUGAAGCAGAGCCCAAGAAUGGACUGUCUGGCCAGCCUCAGGCCAGCCUGGCCCUGUGUGCUGAGCCAGGGCCUGGGAGGCCUGGAGCCCUGGACUCAGACCACGCCCCAGAACUGAGAGCCACACUCCGAGGCGCUGACAUUAAACCAGUUUUCUCCUCG
Molecule: messenger RNA, 3129 nt
Organism: Pipistrellus kuhlii (Kuhl's pipistrelle)
Lineage: Eukaryota; Metazoa; Chordata; Mammalia; Chiroptera; Vespertilionidae
Gene: EPS8L2
Product: EPS8 like 2
Exons: 21
Coding region: 228-2972 (914 amino acids)
Biological process (GO): regulation of Rho protein signal transduction; positive regulation of ruffle assembly; Rho protein signal transduction
Cellular component (GO): vesicle; ruffle membrane; plasma membrane
Molecular function (GO): actin binding
Source: RefSeq, a predicted model, not a curated record